Messenger RNA from Penicillium samsonianum, 270 nucleotides. RefSeq lists its product as uncharacterized. Lineage: Eukaryota; Fungi; Ascomycota; Eurotiomycetes; Eurotiales; Aspergillaceae. The record is from RefSeq and is a predicted model, not a curated record. The transcript has a single exon. Bases 1 to 270 code for a protein of 89 amino acids.
AUGGAGAAUCGCGCAAAAUUUGGCGAUUCAGAGUCCAGAAAACGCAAGACAGUAGUGCCAGAGGGUCAAUCGCUCAAAAGGCUCCAGCAACUCAACCGCAAGUACCAGCGCGGGGGAACAAACGCAACGACAAUGCACGGAAACCGGGAAUUAAAGCUUACUUUCGUUUGCGCUGUAAUCGAAUUGGUUUUUCGGAACGAUGCUCAACCUAUCAACUGGAUUGGGUUUCGAAGGUCGGCGAGAUCUCAGGGAAUGAAAGGCGAGGUGUAG